Molecule: messenger RNA, 2831 nt
Organism: Hippocampus zosterae (dwarf seahorse)
Lineage: Eukaryota; Metazoa; Chordata; Actinopteri; Syngnathiformes; Syngnathidae
Gene: angptl1a
Product: angiopoietin-like 1a
Exons: 6
Coding region: 375-1838 (487 amino acids)
Biological process (GO): cell surface receptor protein tyrosine kinase signaling pathway
Source: RefSeq, a predicted model, not a curated record
CUUCUCCUCCUCCUCUUCCUUCCCUUCUUAAAUCACCCCAUCCUUUGUGGAAAAACCGGAGGCAUCCGCCGUCAGGAGUUCAGUCUGUGCAAGAGGUCGGCUUUUGAACCUUGGCCCGGAACUCAUCUCUGGGAAAUAGGCCUCCCGAGCUUGAAUACCGCAACGUCAAUUUUGUCAGUGGCAGGACAAAUAAAAAAAGGAGAAGGAAGACAGAGAUGAAUCCUAGACGCUGCUGUUCGGUGAAAUCACAACACCGCGCACACGCCAAAUCCUAACUGCGGGACACGCAACUUCAUUGCUCAGAAAAAGGCGGGCCCGGGGGGCCUUGGAGGAGGGGGAGCACAAGUCGCUGUCCAUCAAUCCACCAUAACGCAAUGCAGGGGCUGAUGUGGAGCCUGUGCGCUCUGCUCUGCCUCUCCCUGUGGGGAGGAAGUUCCUGCGGUAACUCCAGGGAAACCCGGAGGACCAAAGAGGCGUCUCUUCACAGGAGUAAAAGAGCUCUCGCCGAUCCCGAUGGCAAAAAGUGCUCCUACACCUUCCUAGUGCCUGAGCAGAAAAUUACAGGUCCAAUCUGUGCCAGCUCCACAGGCCCCGAGCCAAACAAGGACGCAGUGACCCGCAUGGACCUCGCAGACGUGCGGGAGGUGCUGAGCAAACAGCGGCGCGAGAUCGACACGCUGCAGCUGGUGGUGGACGUGGACGGCAACCUGGUGAACGAGAUGAAACUGCUGAGGAAAGAAAGCAGGAACAUGAACUCCAGGGUGACCCAGCUUUACAUGCAGCUGCUGCAUGAGAUCAUCAGGAAGCGGGACAACUCCCUGGAGCUGGCCCAGCUGGAGAACCGCGUCCUCAACGUGACCUCCGAGAUGAUACGACUCAACUCCAGGUACAGGGAGCUGGAGGCCCGCUUCGCCACCAUGGCCGGGGUGGUCAACAACCAGUCCGUUCUCAUCUCAGCCUUGGAAGAACAAUGCCUGAGGCCCGUGGGGCGCAGCGAUCUACCUGCCAUGCCGCCGCUGGUUCAGGUGGUGCCGCAGACCAUACCGGUAAACAACCGCUUCACCAACGAAAUACAGCGGGACCACAACAACAGGGCGUUUUCGCGAGGAUCUCGCACAAACUCGCCCACUCCGAGCCCCCUUGGAAUUGAACCUCCGCCGCCACAGGGAACGCUCACUUCUGACGGUCCAUUCAAGGACUGUUUCCAGGUGCGGAAAGCCGGUCACACCACGAGCGGGAUGUACCUGCUCAAGACUGAUGGCAGCGAGCGGCUGAUUCAAGUUUGGUGCGAGCACGGCCUCGACAACGGCGGCUGGACCGUGUUGCAGAGGAGGCGGGACGGCUCUGUAAAUUUCUUUCGCAACUGGGAGAACUACAAGAGAGGCUUUGGCAACAUUGACGGCGAACACUGGCUUGGGCUGGAGAACAUUUACAACCUGGGCAAGCAGGGUGACUACAAACUUAUGGUGGAGCUGGAGGACUGGAACGGCAAGAAGGUGUACGCAGAGUACAGCAGCUUCCGCCUGGAGCCCGAGAGCGAGGGCUACCGCCUGAGACUGGGCGCCUACCAGGGCAACGCCGGUGACUCCUUCACCAGCCACAACGGCAAACAAUUCACCACGCUGGACCGAGACAAGGAUGCCUUCUCAGGCAACUGUGCCCACUUCCACAAGGGCGGCUGGUGGUACAACGCAUGUGGCCAGACCAACCUGAACGGCGUGUGGUACAGCGGCGGAGUUUACCGCAGCAAAUUUCAAGACGGGAUCUUCUGGGCCGAAUACGGAGGGGGGUUCUACUCACUCAAGUCCGUGUGCCUGAUGAUCCGACCCAUUGACUAGAUCCUCGCCAUGGUGGCUACUAUUUUAUUUUACGCAAAUCAAAAAAUGCAUCCCUGAAUACACACUGUAGAAGUACAAGGAUAAAAGACAUUUGAGAAGAGAAGGAGGAAUAAACGACGGCAUAUGUUUUUGCAAGGACUGAUGGACUCCAAGCAGCUCAAAUGCCGAAAAGAAUAGAAACUGUUCAUGAAGGCCAAGUCGGAAAAAAGAAAAUCCAAAUUGUUUCAGUUGAGCCAUGCAGCAUGAAUCCAGCUUAUGGCUCCUGGGACAAUCAAUAUUACUCCCAUGUGACACAGUUGACUUCUUGGGGAAAGAGGGAAUGGUCUUUUUUUUUUGGUACUUAAGUAGAUAGCUCUCAGGAGCAGCUUACGGUCAACAUCGGAAGUAAUUAUGUUCAUAUGGAAGACUAAAGAAUAAACUUUGUUGUUAAUUUGAGUGCCACGCUACAUUUUUAGGGAUCCCUGGCACUGAAAUGCGCAGGCGUGUAAAUACCUAUGGCCUUUGCUUGUGAGAGUUUAACUUAAAUGUGAUUCUACUCAGGCCCAAAAAAUUCACAAAGCCACUUUUGCGACGUGCAUUUUUUUCCCCUUUUGUUCCUAGUAUAUCAGUAGGUAUUUAUGGAAAGCGCAGUCUUCUCGAUUGAUAUUCUGCCCAGUAAUGUCAUGCGUUAGCCAAUUUUAAAACUGCCUGUGAUGAACAGCGUUGCAGAAGUACAUGGAUGCCAGAACAUUCUCAUUGUAAGUAAAGCAAAUGUGUGUCCUCUCUCACCAUUUUCAUUCCUUUUAAAUUUACAGCAACAGAAAAUAUUUAUGCACACUGCCACAAAAAGUCUUACUGUUAAAACCACUGCAGAUCCGUUUCGGAAAUGCAAAAUUAAGACGUGGCAUACAACGCCAGAGCGAAAGGGAGGGGGAUACUUGUAUGGAGGAAAGGAAGACUGUGACACACUGCCAGUUGUCAUUCAAUGUGUCCAAUUAAAAGUAUUUUAUAAAA